This is a messenger RNA of Drosophila serrata, 1047 nucleotides long. RefSeq names its product mediator complex subunit 27 (gene MED27). Gene Ontology annotation, biological process: regulation of transcription by RNA polymerase II. Gene Ontology annotation, molecular function: transcription coactivator activity. The record is from RefSeq and is a predicted model, not a curated record. Gene Ontology annotation, cellular component: mediator complex. NCBI's taxonomy places the organism in Eukaryota, Metazoa, Arthropoda, Insecta, Diptera, Drosophilidae.
UCAGCCCAUCUUUUGUUGUUGUCAAAGAAAAUAGCAAUCUUUUAUUCGGCGGAUUAAACCCGCUUUGCUAUUAUGGACAAGUUAAAUUCCACUUUAACGGCGGUUAAGAAUCUGCGAUCAAAUGUAAAGCAGUGCUUCGAGCAUUUGGCCGAUGGAACCGAUGGGGAGGGCGGAGAGGAGAGUAGGAAUAAAUUCGUGCACGACUUCCAGGAGAGAUUCGGAGCCAUCAACUCGCAGUUGCGUGAAGUGGAGCAGCUAAUAAAUGGAUUGCGUCCCCCCACAGCAUAUUCCCUGGGAAAUACGGCUUACCUCGCUCAGGAGACAUCUCAGGACCGCCAGGCGUUGUACCCGCAACUGGUCAACAGCUACAAGUGGAUAGAUAAGGUGCACGACCACAGCUUCCUGGCUUUCAACAAUCUCAACCAGAAUACGCUGAGGCGGUCCUAUAAUUACUGCUCCCAGAAACGCCAGCGUCUGCCAUUUUCCUCGUUUAACAAUGAUCCAGACCACAUAGACAAGCUGCUAAGCGAAAUCAACACGGGGCCUCACACCUCGUACCGGAUAUUCCGGCCAUUUGGUACCAAUGCCGUGGCCAUUGUUACCAUCAGUAAUGUGAUGAAGGCGGCAAUUGUGUUCAAGGGUGUACUAAUCGAAUGGGUGACCAUAAAGGGUUUCGAUGAGCCACUGGAACACGACGAUCUGUGGGCGGAGUCGCGAUAUGAAGUGUUCCGCAAGGUUCAGGAGCACGCGCACUCCGCCAUGCUGCACUUCUUUUCACCCACAUUGCCAGACUUGGCUGUGAAAAGCUAUGUGACCUGGCUGAACAGCCAUAUUAAACUGUUCCUGGAGCCCUGUAAGCGAUGUGGGAAAUUUGUGGCCAAUGGGUUGCCACCGACUUGGCGGGACCUGCGCACCCUUGAGCCCUUCCACGAGGAGUGCCGUAACUGCUGAAAGUCCCAUGUGUCCGAUUUUUAAGACUAACUGAUAGUUCUAACUUGUAUACUUCAUUUAUUUCAAAAACAAAAAAUAAUAUAUAUUCUGAAUCCA